UGCCCAACUCCCCCAAAGAUACCCAAUGCUGUAGCCGGCCAGACAUCCACCAGUCACGGUAGUACAGUACAGUAUACCUGCCUACCGGGACAUACCAAUGUCGGCAAUGUCACUACCAUGACCUGUGUAUACGGAGAGUGGAAGAUGGCUGGGACGAUGACUUGCACUAAAGCGUGUCCAGAUCCCCCUAAGCUGACCGGUGCACAUAUAACGUCUGCGGCGAGGAAGUUCUAUCUGGAAGGCCACAAUGUCACCUAUCAGUGUGAGAGAGGGUACCAGAGCACAACUUAUCCAGAAACAGCACACACCAAGAUGUGUACCAACAGCGUCUGGAAGGGAACAGACUUCACCUGCAAACGGGUUUGUCAAUCCCCUCCAGACGUUAAGAACGCCGUGGUAACGCCUCCUCCACCCCCAUUCUUUGAAGGAACAGCAGUGCAGUAUACUUGUAUCCCUGGGUUAGUGGCAGUAAAUAGGACUGCUCUGAAAACCUGCGUUGGAGGCAACUGGACUGGCGAUGACAUCGACUGUCAAAAGGUAUGUGCUCAGUUACCCUACGUUGAGAACACUAACGUCAUAAUGAACCACGUCCCCGGCGGAAGACUUAUAGAGGGCGCUAGGGUUAUCCACCGCUGCCAGACAGGCUACACUCAGGUCGGAGGCAAUAGUCUCCGUGUGUGCCAUGACAGCAGCUGGACAGGGAAGGACAUUCAAUGUGAAAAAUCGUGCCAAGCGCCUCCAGCUAUCCGUAACACCGAAAUGGCCGACACCUCAUCCACAUAUCGGCAUGGUACCGAGGUCCGCUACCAGUGUGUGAAUGGAACGCUUAAAGUUGGGGGAUCAGAGACUAAACAGUGCGUAUCAGGGAACUGGUCCACUCCGGAUGAUCUACACUGUGAAAAACCGUGCAGCCGCCCUCCUCACUUCCCGCUCAGCCGCCGUGUAUUGCUGAAGGUAGGGCCAUACGUGCCAGAACAUUACGUCCAAGGAAACCAGGUGAAAUACGAGUGUAGACCAGGUUAUGAGAACAUCAACACUGGGGACAUUAAGACGUGCGAGGAUGGUCGCUGGGUUGGCGCGGACGUUAACUGUCAAAAAUUGACUACCACCACGACCGUCACCACCGUGACCACGACUGAGAAACCAAUCCCCACUACAGAUACCAAGGAGCCAUUUGCAGGAAGCACGAAACCAACACCUACGCCAAAGAUAAUAGACCCCGUGGAGCCAGGCUCGGGGGAUGCCGAGAAGGAUGAUAACUUGGGCCUGGUUGAAGAAAUCCUCUAGUCACUAACGGUUCCCGUUGUAAGAAGAACUUCUAGAUGUCACUUAGUACUAGUGCACUAUGCGUCUUGACAAUCAGAAGCAUAUAUAUAAACUGUUUAUUAUACGCUCCACUAGUCUAGAUGAAAUUCAAAUGCAAAAUUUUAUCAGAGAUAUAUGUAUAUAAAUAUUAAAUUGACUUUUAACAAUUAAACAGUAAAAAGCAUAUAUUAACAGCAAGUCUUAAAAUUGGAUGCUUGUUCAAAUGAAGAGUGUGAUUUACUUCAAUGUGUUCUUAAAAUCAUACAUAUGCAUUUCCUGUUUAAAUUGUUCAAAUUUUAAAUGUGCAGCUAUACAUUUUUUAAGACUAGAAGUAAGAUUUUAUGGAAUGUGAAGACUGUUACAAGUCUUUUAUUUUUUCAUUUAUGCUCAUGAAAUUCAUGACUAUAAAAUACUGCUACAGCUUC
Lingula anatina is the source of this 1730-nucleotide messenger RNA. RefSeq names its product C4b-binding protein alpha chain. NCBI's taxonomy places the organism in Eukaryota, Metazoa, Brachiopoda, Lingulata, Lingulida, Lingulidae. The record is from RefSeq and is a predicted model, not a curated record.